Centropristis striata (black sea bass) is the source of this 2707-nucleotide messenger RNA. Its product is annotated as zinc finger protein 239-like. The transcript is spliced from 3 exons. Gene Ontology annotation, molecular function: RNA polymerase II cis-regulatory region sequence-specific DNA binding; DNA-binding transcription factor activity, RNA polymerase II-specific. Lineage: Eukaryota; Metazoa; Chordata; Actinopteri; Perciformes; Serranidae. Gene Ontology annotation, biological process: regulation of transcription by RNA polymerase II. The record is from RefSeq and is a predicted model, not a curated record. The coding region runs from base 430 to 1785 and encodes 451 amino acids.
UAUUUUGACAAUUUAUCUUCCUGUGUGUUUGUCAGAGGAAGUCUGUCAUUUCAGAAAUUUUGGGCUUUUUAUUUUGAAACCCAUCAACUCCUCUGCCCCGGAAGCUGUCGUCUGUACUGCGGCUAACUUCACGCUGUUUAAUCAAGACGGAAGCAAGUAGCGGUUUCUUUAUUGUUAGUGAGAAAGUUUGUGUUGUGGUCCGUCAGAGCCUCUGUGUGUCCGGAUAAACGUGUCUGAAUGGACUUUGUGCUGUUCACCUUUUCUUUCUGGAUGUUUUACCUCUGACUCAUCUCCCGGUAGACUACAAACACAUUCAAGUUAGCUUAGCAUGCUAGCUGGUUAGCACCGCUAGUCAGAGUGACUGAGGGAGAGCAAACUGUGUUUCUGACGGAGUUUGUGUGGAGAAAAGUUGGUGUCAUUGUGUGAAAAAUGUCUAAAGUCCAAACGGUGAGAGCGCUGGUGGAGCAGCGACUGACUGCGGCUGCUGAAGAGAUACUUGGGCUGUUUGAAAGAACGAUAGCAGAGUACGAGGAGGAACUUUGUCGUUCAAAAGAGAAGAACGAGCGACAACAGAAACUACUGGACGCUGUUUUCAACCCUCAGCUUCACUUACACAGAGCAGACGUCCAGCAGCUGUUGGUGAGUGAAGAAGAGUUUCCCUCUGAGCAGCAGAAGAGGAGCUGCAGUCUGGACCAGGACCAGGAGGACCGAGAGCCCCUACACAUUAAAGAGGAACAGGAGGAACCUUGGACCAGUCAGGAGGGAGAGCAGCUUCAGGGGCUCACAUUCACUCCUGUCCCUGUGAAGAGUGAAGAAGAUGAAGAGAAACCUCAGUCCUCACAGCUUCAUCAAACACAAACUGAACAGAAAUCAGAAGCUGGUGGAGAGGACUGUGACGUCCAGCAGCUGUCGGUGAGUGAAGGAGAGGUUCCCUCUGAGCAGCAGGAGAGGAGCUGCAGUCUAGACCAGGACCAGGAGGAGCCAGAGCCCCCACACAUUAAAGAGGAACUGAAGGAACCUUGGACCAGUCAGAAGGGAGAGCAGCUUCAGGGGCUCACAUUCACUCCUGUCCCUGUGAAGAAUGAAGAAGAUGAAGAGAAACCUCAGUCCUCACAUCUUCAUCAAACACAAACUGAACAGAUGGAAGCAGAAUCUGAUGUAGAGGACUGUGGAGGACCAGAACCAGACAGGAACUCUGAUUCUGAUCCAAAUUUACAACCUGAUACUGAGGACGAGCCUGCAGACUCUUCUGAACCUGAGACUGAUGACAGUGCUGAUUGGAAGGAGACCAGAGAACCUCAGUCAGGUUUGAACUGUUUGAAAAAAGAUGACGGUCCUGUCAGGGAUUCCAGAUUAAGUGCUGGUGAGAAACGAUUUAGCUGCUCUGAGUGUGGGAAAAGAUUUAGCUCCAAAGACAAUCUGAAGAGUCACAUGGUUUCUCAUACAAAAGAGAAACCUUUCAGCUGCUCAGUGUGUGGUAAAGGUUUCGGUCGACGUGUAAAUCUAAGGGCACACAAAAAAAUUCACACAGGAGUGAAACCUUUCAACUGCUCAGUUUGUCAGAAAUCUUUUUACCACACAGGAAAUUUAAAGAAUCACAUGAGACUCCACACAGGAGAGAAACCUUUCAGCUGCUCAGUUUGUAAAAAAUCUUUUACACAGAGUGGAACUUUAAAGCUACACACCAGAGUUCAUACAAGAGAGAAACCUUUCAGCUGCUCAAUUUGUCAGAAACCCCUUGCAUACAGGGCAACUUUAAAGACACACAUGAGAGUCCACACAUAAGAGAAACCUUUCAGCUGCCUAAUUUUUUUAAGAAAUCUUUUAAACAGAGUGGAACUUUAAAGCUACACAUCAAAGUUCACACAGGAGAGAAACCUUUCAGCUGCUCAGUGUGUGGUAAAGGUUUCAUUUGUGGUGGGGAUCUGAAGUCACACAUGAGAACUCACACAGGAGAGAAACCUUUCAGUUGCCAUACUUAUAACAAAAGAUUUAACCGGAGUUCACAUGUCAAAAGACAUAAAUGUGCUGGCCGCUCAUCCUCAAAGUUUCAUCAAACUGAGGAGAACAAAGAGGCAGAGCCUCCAGCCAGCAGCCCGCAUGAAGAGAUUCAAACAGAAGCUGAUGGAGAAGACUGUGGAAGACCAGAAAAAGUCAGGAACUCAGAUCCAGAUGGACCAGAUACUGAUUAGAAGACUGGGAAUUCUCCUGAACCUGAGACUGAUGACAGUUGUGAUUGGAAGGAGACCAGAGAACCUCAGUCCAGUUUAAUCAAGUUUAAAUGUCAUUCACAGAGUUUCCUGCUUUGUUAAACAGCUUUUCUUUCUGCACCGGAGAUGAUAAAUGAGUGAUACUUUUAUAGAGAACUUUAACUUUUCUGUUUGUGUUUAAUCUUGACCCACCGCUGCUUCAUUCAUUUCAUAUAUGUUUCUCUUUUUCUCUACUCCUGAAAAAACAUGUAACACCACAGCAUGCCUCAACAUUAAUAACAUUUAGCAUUGCUGCCCAACCUCUGGAUCUCCCUCCUUCCAAACAUCCACAGCUUUAACUCACUCCACUGGUUUAAAAAACCAAGUCAACACCUUUUCAAGUCAACACCUGACUCCCACUGCCUGUUCAUGUCUGAAACUCUCACAAACUCUGAAUUCUGUUUUUCUUUUCUGCAUUUUUUAUUUGUAUUUAUUCAGGCAUGUAAAGCAUAUUAAAU